AGUAAGUUGGUUAGGUAAUCAUACCAUACAACUUCCCCCUUUUUGAGGUAAUUCCUUGUUCCUACUAUGCACAUUUGGAUAGGACCUAGGUAGGUGCUGUGUAGUUACUUACACACUCUAGGCAAGCUCAAAGAUAAAGAUGGGAUAUUGAUGUCUAACGUCUCCCAAAACUUUGGUCUAACUUCCCUCUUACUCUUCUUUCUCACCUUACAUAGGUAUCCGGAUAUCUGUAUUUUUACAACUACUAUAGGUAAUAUGUAGUACUCAGUGGUAUUAUUUACUUCAUACACAAUAAUUACCUACUAUAUGUACCUACUACCUAAUGACCACCUUGAAAACUACCUACUAAGAACCUUGAAUGGGCAAGAGCCAAUGCUAUGGAACCUACAUAAUUCAUUCCUCUGGCUCAUAGGUGGUUAUCACACAUCAACCAUCAUCCUUUACAACCUCCUAUAAGAACCAGCAGGAAUUCCGAAUACACAACCUAUCAGUAUACAUCACAAAUUAAGUGUCUCGACAGGAAGAGGGCAGAGGACGAGACGACAUGCUACCCGUUCUCCUGUUAUGAUAUCCAGAUCACCUACUAGGACGUCCGUAAAGCACAGCGAAGUAAUCAUGGCCGACUACGCGAUGGCAACCUUUACAGCUAUGACGGCAGCCGCCGCCAUCGCAAGCAACUCCGAGGUAGACUGGCACCAAGAACGAAUAUACCGGGCUUGCAUUUCGGACGAGAACUCUCCAUCUUGGCUUCAACAGCAACGACAGCGUGAACGGCCCCCGUUUGCAAGUUCUCGCCCCAGACACAACUAUGGCUACUAUGGCCAGCCACUGUACUACCCUCCUGGCUUACACGAGCACUACGUACACCAUGCCGAGUGCCCAGGAUCGCAAUGCCAUUAUCGGGCCUUUCUCACCGACUCGAUACAGAGAUACAACGAAUCCCGCCUCGCGCUACGCCAAACAUAUGUAGCAAACUUGCGGGACCUGUCGCGCAUGCAUGGGAGACAGCCAAGGAAGCCCCCCAAUGAAAAGCACGAAGAGCUGAGCAGGCUAUAUGCCUAUUACGUCUCGCGCGUGCGCGAAGUUUUUGAAGAGCACCGUCGCGACCAUCGUCGUCUCUUCGGCCAGGACUACCUAUGCUGGGCACAGCCAGAGCGCGAGGAUUUACUUCCCUCCUCCCAAGCCGUCUCGCACGGUCGUAGACGGCGUAGAAAUACUAGCCAUAUGGACGGUACCGGGGAUGACGAUGAGGUCGUCGCACAGGGUAAUGUUUCUACCAUGAUAAUUAAGGAGGGAAGAGAAAAUGACGGGGUGAAUUGCGAGGCACAGGAGGGCUUAUCAGGCGAAGGGGAGUCAGCUGCGGAUUCGGAAAGUCGGCUGACGUAGUUUCUUCCUCUUCUUUUUUAUUAUUAUCUUUGUUUAAGCAGUACCAUAUAUGAAUAGGCCCACCCUCAGGUUAUUAAGAGGUGGAACUCUGACUAUCCAUUUCCAAUGGACGAAAAUGGGGUGGCAUGGAAUUUCUAGGAAAAAGAAAAACAAGAAGAACCCCUAAGAACAUUAAAAAGAGCAAAGAAUUAAUGAAUAGCUCUUAGCUCUAUUGUCGAAUGCGGCGGGAAUCAUUAUUGAUACAAGCAACGUGGACCAUAGCCCAAUCCUUAAAAGCCCCUUAUUAAAUAUAUACUUACACGGCUAGUAGCGAUCCCCCUUCCGAAUGCAAGUCUCCAGUAAUGAACAAGUGUU
Molecule: messenger RNA, 1740 nt
Organism: Hypoxylon fragiforme
Lineage: Eukaryota; Fungi; Ascomycota; Sordariomycetes; Xylariales; Hypoxylaceae
Exons: 5
Coding region: 565-1386 (273 amino acids)
Source: RefSeq, a predicted model, not a curated record